GUAUAUAUAUAAAAAAAUUAAAAAUAAAAAGAUUCAAAAUAACAAGGACAAAAUAUUAUUCAACUUUGGGGAAAGUGCUUAAAUUUUAAAAUCAAAUUGAAGGGGAAAAUUUACUUUCACCAAAUUUUAUCGUCAUCAAUCAUCACAGACAAAAAAAAAAAAAUUAUUUUCAAGAGAUUAAAUUACGGUACUUACUUUUGAACUUCACUGCACAAAUUACUCAAUGUCGAACUGAAAAAAAAAAAAAAAAAAAAAAAAAAAAAAAAACAAAUCUUGUACGUGACUGCUGAUGAGACUAAGGCGUUAUGGAUUCCAUCAAAAUUUUGUCCCUCUUGAAAUCAUCCCUUAGUAUUUCAACAUCACUGAAACAAGCCAAACUGUUGCACCAAAAGAUUGUCACUCUAGGCUUACAAAGCAACAUUAUUUUAUCCAAGAAUCUAAUUAACCUAUACAUCUCUUGCCAUGAUUUCCAUUCCACUAAGCUAGUCUUUCAAAAUCUUGAGAACCCUCUUGAUAUCACUUUAUGGAAUGGUCUAAUGGCUGCUUAUACUAAGAACCAUAUGUUCAAUGAAGCUCUUCAACUCUUUGACAAGUUGUUACAAUUCCCAUAUCUUAAACCUGAUAGUUACACUUUCCCUACUGUUCUUAAGGCUUGUAGUGGUUUUGGAAAUGUCCAAUGUGGUCAAAUGAUACAUGCUCAUUUGAUUAAAACUGGGUUUUUAUCAGAUGUUGUUGUGACAAGUUCAGUGAUUGGGAUGUAUGCGAAAUGCGACUUUUUCAGGUCAGCUAUACAUCUGUUUGAUGAAAUGCCUGAAAGAGAUGUUGCGUGUUGGAAUACUGUGAUUUCAUGCUACUAUCAAAGUGGGCAAUUUGAAAAAGCUCUUGAAUUUUUUGAGAAGAUGAAGGAUUUGAGAUAUAUGCCUAAUUCGGUUACCUAUACAGCUGCAAUCUCAUCAUGUUCGAGGCUUUUGGAUGCGAAAAGAGGGGAGAGCAUUCAUCAGGAAUUAGUGAAUAAUAAGUUUCUGUUGGAUGGUUUUGUAAGUUCUGCUCUUGUGGACAUGUAUGGGAAAUGUGGCUUCUUAGAGAAGGCCAAACGGAUUUUUGAACAAAUCCCUGGUAAGAGUUUGGUUUCUUGGAAUUCCAUGAUAUCUGGGUAUAGUUUGAGAGGUGAUAGCAAAUCAUGCAUUGAGCUUUUACGAAGGAUGAAUGAAGAAAACAUGAAACCCUCUUCCGUGACUUUAAGCAGCUUAUUAAUGGCGUGCUCUAAAUCUGCUCAAUUGCAGCAUGGGAAGUUUCUUCAUGCAUAUAUAAUUCGAAAUAAUAUAGGAUCUGAUGUCUUUCUUAACGCUUCACUUGUUGACUUAUAUUUCAAGUGUGGCAGAGUGGAGAGUGCCCAAAAUGUCUUUAGUAAGAUCACAAAGAAGAAUGUGGAAGCCUGGAAUGUAAUGAUCUCUGGAUAUGUGUCAGCUGGCUACUACUUGGAGGCUCUUGACGUUUAUAAUGACAUGAAGUUGGCAGGGAUAAAGCCUGAUGCAAUCACUUUGACUAGUGCCUUGGUAUCUUGUUCACAGUUGGCAGCUUUAGAACAGGGCAAGGAGAUCCACAAGUGUAUUGUUGAUAAUAGGUUGGAAUCCAGUGAAAUUGUUAUGGGAUCGCUGCUUGAUAUGUAUGCUAAAUGUGGUGCGGUAAGUGAAGCUUUUGAAGUCUUUGAUGAGUUGCCUGAGAGAGAUCUGGUAUCAUGGACUACAAUGAUCUCCGCAUAUGGAUCUCAUGGCCAAGCUUUUGAAGCGUUAAAACUCUUUAAUGAAAUGCUGUAUUCUAAUGUACAACUGGACAGAGUUGCAUUCCUUGCAGUAAUUUCUGCAUGUGCUCAUGCUGGAUUAGUGGAUGAAGGUUACCGUUAUUUUAAUUUAAUGGUCAGCAACUGUGGCAUCCAACCAUCAGCUGAAGAGUACUCAUGUCUAAUUGACCUUCUUGGACGUGCGGGAAGAUUGCGUGAAGCCUAUGCAAUUCUGCAGAGCAACGCGCACAUCGGGGAGGAUGUUGAGUUAUUAACUGCAUUAGCUUCUGCAUGCCAUUUGCAUGGGGAACUAGAUAUUGGUGAAGAAAUCGGAAAAAUGCUUACUCAAAAAGACGAAGAUGAUCCGUCUACUUACAUUGUUUUGGCAAAAAUAUAUGCUUCGCAGAACAAAUGGAAUGAGGUACGCAAGUUGAGACUGAAGAUGAAGGAGCUGGGAUUGAGGAAGAAACCUGGAUGUAGUUGGAUUGAAGUAGACAAGCGGACUCAAACUUUCUUGGCAGAUGAUAAAUCAUUCCCGCUAGUAGACAAUGUUUAUCAAUGUCUAUCGUUAAUAAAUAGUGACAUGGAAAACUAUGAAUGCUUUAGCAUUAAUAGCAACGGAGAUGAAUUCUACUCACAGCCAACUACUUGACCAAAUCAAUCUCCCUGCUCAUAGAAAUAACUUUGUUUUUCCAAACAAAUGACACACUGAUCGGAAAGACAUUGUUUGGUCUCUUAUGGAUGUUCGCCUCAUAGUGGAUAAGAGCAAGAUCCUUCAAAUUCAAAUUGACAGUUCUGAAAUAUUUAAGGUAGGAAGCCUUGUUCACAAGGCUCAACUCUAAGAGGUAAGACUGGAAUGAUGCUAUUAACAGCUGGAUAUGUGUCAGUGCUUCUACUUGGAGGCUCUUGAUGACUAUAUACUGGCAUGAAGGUGGCAGGGGUAAAAACUGAUGCAAGAGUCUUGGCAUCUCGUUUACAGUUGGCAAACUGCGCAAGAAGAUCCUCAAGUGUAUAUGGACAUUAUGUUGGAAUGAAAUAAAAUUGAUCAAUGGGGGCCUAACUACCAGAUUCCAAGCCAAGAAAGGUUAAGGCAAGGAGAUCCUAUGUCUCCUUGCCUCUUUGUCUUGGCUAUGGAAUAUUUAAACAGAUCAUUGAAGCAACUUAUGCAUGUGUCUGCCUUCAAGUAUCAUCCACAAUGUGCCAAGAUCAAAUUGGUGCAGAUCUGCUUUUGAUGACCUUCUCAUGUGUUGUAGAGCUGACAAAUCUAUUAAGCUGAUGUUGAAUAGAUUUGAACACUUCUCUGAGGUAUCAAGCUUGAAAGCAAAUAUGGUAAGAGUUCCUUGUAUAUAUCAGGUGUAUCAAAUGAAUCUAGGGAUCAACUACUGGCUGAGAUGCAUUUUGCCCCGGGAGAAAUGCCUUUUAAAUAUCUAGGAGUACCCCCUGUAUUCUAGAAAGCUCAAUGUCAGUCAGUGCUUACCCUAGUGGAUAGAAUUAUUACUAGAAUAAAAUGCCGGACAUCAAAAUUCCUAUCUUAAGGUGGCAGACUCAGUUGAUCAAAAGUGUAUUGUUUGAAAUCAAGACAUAUUGGACCCAAGUCUUCUUAUUGCCUAUGAAGAUACUCUCUAGGAUAAGUGGAUAACCAGUGUUUGUAGAAAUUUCAUGUGGACCGGAAGCAAUGAGUGUUCAAGGGAGCCCUGGUAGCCUGGGAUACUCUAUGUCAGCCCAAAUCUACUGGUGGACAAUCUGCUGAACUUCUUCCUGUGAAACAAAGCAGCAAUUUGUAAACUUAAUAUGGACUGUCGCUUAGGAGAAGGAGACAUUAUGGGUGAAAUGGAUACAUAAUUUCUACAUAGAAGGAAGGGACUUAGCUACUGUUAGCUCUCGUAAACAAGCUAGCUGGUUGGUGAGCAAGAUUCUUGAUGCUAGAAGGUGGUUAAAUGACAAUGAAGAUAUAUCCAUAGUACUGGAUAGAUUUACUAUCCAAGGUAAAUUCAGUAUUAAGAGGGCUUAGAAUUCACUACUUCCACAAUAUCCAAAGCCCCAUGGAAGAAAUUGAUCCUGACUGGCCUACUGCCUAGACAUCACUUUGUGUUGCGGCUAGCGCUGCAUAACAUGCUCCCAACAGUUGAAAGACUCCGCAGAUAGAGCAUUCAGGUGGCCACAGAGUCUGUCCUCUGUCAAUCAAAUGCUGUGGAAUCUCAUUCACAUCUGUUCUUCAAUUGCUCUUAUUUGGAUGACACUACUUACUUGGAUGGGCAUAAAUAGACAGGUUGAUGACUGGGAAAUAGAGGUGCAAUGGUUAUCUUUUAUAAUACAUAGCGCAAGAGUUAAGAUCAUGAUUCUGGAUUCAUCUUUGCUGCAGUGAUAUACCAUGUCUGGAUUUGAAAGAAACAGUCGAAGGUUUAAUCAAGCGGCAAGGGAGAGGCGGAGAGCACAAAUAGAGUCAAAGAGGUCAUAUUGCAGCUGCAUAGUAUGGGACAGAGACACCUCAAGUGGAAGAGCAUACUAGAAAUGCUUAAUAGUUUUCCCUGUUAAAAGAGUCCAACUUUUUGUUUGUACAAUGAUUAAGGCCCUUCCUAGAAGGUGCUGAGUUCAUUAGUCUUAUUAGGAUAGUAGUCCUGUUGAUUGCAGCUCUUGUUAUUUCUGUAGGAACUAACCCUAGUGUCCAAUGAUUUAGUCGUGUAUAUUGCUUUACUUGGUUAAAUAAAUUUUUCAGUUUAACCCAAAAAUAAAAUAAGGGGGCAUUACUUGAUAUAUAUAUAUAUGCCAAUAUAUACCAACUGUGGUGUUGUAUGCGAAGCAAUCUCAUUACAAGUGUUUUUUUUUUUUUUCUUUCUUUUUUUUUUUUCCCGGUGAAACUUCAAUCUUUAAGUGUGGGCAGGUGAACAAAAUGUGAGAGUAAGGAGAACUAGCAAAACGUCUCCGCAGCCGAAGGAAUUGCAGUUUAACCAUCCGUGAUAUCGGAGAUGUCAACAGGAGUUCUCAUUCAGCCUUUUCUUAUUUUUGCUGACAAGCCUGCCUGCGCAAGCUUUUAGUGCAUAUGGGUCAAGAUGGAUUACAAAUCAUGGAUUAUUGGAUGAAGGUUGUUAAUAUUUUAAUUCAAUGGUCUGUGGCUAUGGAAUCCAUCCAGCAGCGGAAGACUAUUUAUGUUUUGUCCACCUUCUUGGACCUGCUGGAAGAUCAUGUGAACCUACGCAAUUCAAUAAAGCAAUGCAUACAUCAGUGAGGAUGGUAAUUUGUUAAUUACAUUGUUUUCCCAGUGUCAUUUGCACAAAAAACUAGAGCUUGGAUAAAAUAUUGCUAAAUUUGCUUACUCAAAAAGGGUGUGGAUGAUCCAAGGCACAACUGGCAAAUUUGUGAGAGGCAAUAUGAUACAUUCAUGACUUUCAACAUGAAGCACAAAUUUAUGGAUUGAAGGAGAACAAGCAAGCAGAAGACUAGGAACAACAGACAGAAGCUUGAUUUUUUGUAUAGAAUGGUGACCAUUUUUUGCUGGACCCUUGGUAAUGCCUUCAUCUUCAAUGUAUUACAUGUCCAAGGUAAAAAGAGUAGCCAGUUCUUUUUCUUUAGUUGAUGGCCCCUAAUUUUCUGUUUGAAAUCACUCAAUAGUGACUAUUUGGUAUAUGAAUGACUCAAGAAGUCACUUUCACAUAACCAUCAUUACUCUUACCCGUGACUUUUCACUUAGGCUCUAAAAAAAUAAAAAAAUAAAUAAAUAAAA
This is a messenger RNA of Lycium ferocissimum, 5501 nucleotides long. Its product is annotated as pentatricopeptide repeat-containing protein At5g27110. NCBI's taxonomy places the organism in Eukaryota, Viridiplantae, Streptophyta, Magnoliopsida, Solanales, Solanaceae. The transcript is spliced from 3 exons. The record is from RefSeq and is a predicted model, not a curated record. Gene Ontology annotation, biological process: RNA modification. Bases 306 to 2432 code for a protein of 708 amino acids. Gene Ontology annotation, molecular function: protein binding; RNA binding.